Messenger RNA from Nymphaea colorata (pocket water lily), 1571 nucleotides. RefSeq lists its product as uncharacterized. The record is from RefSeq and is a predicted model, not a curated record. The transcript is spliced from 6 exons. The coding region runs from base 159 to 1502 and encodes 447 amino acids. NCBI's taxonomy places the organism in Eukaryota, Viridiplantae, Streptophyta, Magnoliopsida, Nymphaeales, Nymphaeaceae.
CUUGCUGCGAGAUCAUGGCGGUUGACGGCUCCGUACCGGCCACGCGUGGUGGGCCCAGGCAGACGAAGAGUUGCCCUGCAACGUUUCCCGCUCGUCGUUCAAAAAUAAAGGGUAGGGAUCGCCAGCGUUGAACCUCUUUCUCUCUCUCUCGCAGAAGGAUGAAUCACCGGGUGAUGAGAUUUUCAGGCAAGGCUCGCCAGAGGAGUCUCGCCGGGAAGGAGAAGGAAAACGCAGCCCAGGAUACGGCCUUGGUCAAGGAUCCCUCCGUUUCUGGUAGUAUUGGUCAAAGGAAAAAGCAUCCUCUUGGGGAGAGUAAACACACCAAUAUUAUAGGAGCUGUAACAGUAGAAAAAAUCUCAAAACCUUUGGCUAAGAGGCAUUCUGCAAAGUUGAAAGUUGUGGGUCCUAUACUGAAGGUUGAGAGGCAUGCUGAUGGCUUAACAGGAAAGUUGUUAGAAGAGACACCUGGAUGCAUGAAGCCAACCAUCAAGUCUGGACGAGUUUCCACAAACAGUGGCAGAAUUUUGUUUGAUGCAGCCAAAUCAACCCAAAGCAGGAGCAUCUCAUUUGAAGACCAACUUGAAGGGAACCUUGCACAAAAAAGAAAUAUCAACAGAGAUAACAUGCAUUCACCUGCUAAACUCCACUCUAGCUUACGGUGCUCACCAUCUCUGAGUACAGAGAAGCACAAUCGAAAUAUGGAACAUGAUUUUCAAACAUCAGAAUAUUGGAUUUCUCAGAUACAUAUGGCAGAAUUUGCUGGAAAGCAUUUUGUUGCAUUCGAAUUUUUCCGCCUUGCCUUGGAAUGCAAGGCCAAGCCAUUUGAGAGUCUUUUUGAUGAGCUUCAAGGCUAUGCCGACAGGCAUGUUUAUCUGCUUGCAGAAACUGCAUGGCAAGCCCUUUUCCUUACUUAUGGUUCAUCAAUAUCUGAAAUUAAGUGUGUGGGCUUGAAUUCUCCCUUCCUUAGAGCUGGAAAUCAUCAUGGCAGUGAAGAUACAAAAUGCCUUGCUGUGGAGUGUUAUUCUUGCAUUAGCAGUUCAGAUUCUCAGGAUGCAGACUUUGAAGAAUAUAAGUAUAAAGAUUCCAUCGAUAGCGAUGAGAUUUCCAAAAUUAGUGCUCCUGAAAGUUCAUCAGUAGUGGAGCACAGUUACAGCCAUGGAAAUGAGAAACAUGAUGGUUACUUGCUGCUAGCAGAUGAUUGUGUCAAAGAAAAAUCAGCUACAAAUGGAAUUGAGGAGUUCCAUAACGUGGGGCUGGAGAAAAUAAACCUUCCCAUGAAGCCAGAUACUGCGACGAAGCAUAAUGAGGCAAAUGCCAGAACAAUUGCUUAUCAGAAUAUUUCAUCAAACAAAUCUAAAGGAGGCUUUUCUUCCGAGUCAUCACUUCUUUCUAUAAUUCCAUGGUCGGUCUGUGCGAUUCAAUAUUUGUUAGUCAUAUUCUGGAUGUGUUUGCUAUUAACUGUGUCGUUUCUGCUUUUGGAUGUGAUUGUUACUGUAUUAUGAAGUACGGUUGGAAGCUACUUGUGUACAGCAAAACUGUUGAAUAUGCUGAUCUUUGUUACUAAAUGAGUA